AUGGGAAGAAAGCAGCCAAGAAUUUUGGGAAGUCUUCGUAAUCCUCUUCCCCCUCAGACUUCUCCGCCUUCUAUGUGUCCAAAUGGCACUCACCUCUUCCCAUCUCAGUCAUUAUCCCCUCAGCCUUCUUCUCCUACCAACCCUCUCUCUGUUUUCUAUCCUACCUCUUUUCCUCCUCUGAAGAACACUUCCUACUUCCCCACCUUAAUGGUUGCUAUGCCCAGUUCCUCCUGUAUAGACAAACUCUGCUCUAAGUCCCCUUCUUUUUUAACUCCUAAUUCCUGUUGCUCUACCCUCAUGAGCACCUCUGCUCAAGCAACAUCACUGGAUAGUUGCCUAGACUCCCUUUCCCACCAGGAAGCUAAAUACCUUCGGACAGCCUGGGUAAGUAAAAACCUUAAACAAGAAAUUCUUGCAGAGGGUUUACUUCAGAAAUGCCAUGAUUGUUUUCCUAGCCACCUAAUGUGUGAGUGGUUUAGAACUGGCCAUGAAUCUCAUUCACUGUUUCCUCAGGUACCAGGGAAGAAGCAGCCAGAGGCACAGACUAGGAACUUUGAAGUGAAAAAUGCUCAAGUCCUGGUUAAGCUUAGCUCCAUCAUUGAAUGGGUGUCCAGCCCAGUUGUCAUCAGGAGGCUUCACCCAGAAGAUGGAAACAGAUGUAGAGAUCCACAGCCAAACAUUAGGGAAAGUUGGCCUGGUGUAUAGAAGAAGAAAUGGUGCAGACGGAGGAAUCCCUGACCUUCCGGCAAAGCUGACAACAGCUUUCCAUACCACAGGAAGCACAGCAGUGGCCACUUCAACAGCAACAUGGCUCAGACCUUCUGCAUGCCCCGUGUGAAAACUGCAGUCCUGCAGCUCAGAAAGUGUCCAUACAUGCUGCAUACCUGCUCGCUAUCAUGAGCAUGAAACAACUGUGGGCAGUGGUAAAAUACUCAAUUCACAGAUACGACAAAGGACCCACUUAAGAUAUAGCAAGAAGCUUGAGCUAAAAGUGAAGGAACAAACAACUCAGUUGGUAACAGGCAAAGCAAGGCACAGACAUUUUUUUUCAGGAGACAUAAUUUCUCAUACACACAGCUCUGGUUUACUUAGACAUGGUUUACUUAGAUCACUCUCUGGAAGCCAAGAAACGUAAGAGUGUAUCCUAGAGUUCUAAUCAUUCUGGUAUCACUUUGAAUUGUUUUAUUUUGUUUUUAAAAAUAUUGCAUAGAUAGUAAACAUUUAUACUUUCAUUGUUUUAAUCACUUCUUUUUGUUUUUUGUUCUCUUCUUGGGCAUAAGAAUAAACAUAUGUAAAGAUCCUU
This is a messenger RNA of Meriones unguiculatus (Mongolian gerbil), 1303 nucleotides long. RefSeq lists its product as uncharacterized. The coding region runs from base 1 to 705 and encodes 234 amino acids. Lineage: Eukaryota; Metazoa; Chordata; Mammalia; Rodentia; Muridae. The transcript is spliced from 4 exons. The record is from RefSeq and is a predicted model, not a curated record.